GGGCGCGCAGACAAACGCGAGGAGGAGGACGGAGAAAGAGAGAGGGAGAGAGAGAGGGAGAGAGAGGAGACAUUCUGGUUAAAGGCUACGACAAAAACCAUGAUGAUAAUGAAGUCAAGGCGGUGGAGGAUGUUGGAUUUACGAGAAAGGACUGUUGAAAUUUGACAGAGGGCUCGCGUCAAACAGAGUGUUUUAUUUUGGAUUUUUUUCCUCCUCAUUCCACCGCCUUUGGUUUCCACACGCUGCGUGGACAUUAGAAAGGAAAGGCGAGCAGAGGAAGAGGAGCACCCCCACGGAUGCCUCGGAAGGUAAAAUCGGGCUCUACUGCUGGCGCUACAGGCACCAUCUCAUCCCCCGGAUGGUGAUAAAAGACAUCCUGAAGAAAGGCUCUGGACUGAUGGAUGAGGAGGAACAACAGCUUUAGCCCUUCCACCUCACGAUUGGGAAGGAAAUAAAUCCUUUUCUGGUGGAUUUUUAGUUAAUCAUUCAUGGUGUAGCCCCAAGGAAAAACCAGCAAUGUUAAAUCACUGGUGUUGGUAAAUUAUUCAUCAGAGGAAGGAGUAGGCUAUGAUUUUAUAUUGCUUUAAUGUAGCAAUCCCUACAUUUAAUUUUUGGAAUGUGUUGUCUUUUGGGGUCAUAUACAUAUUUUCAGGUUCCAUGAUUUUUUAGGCCCAUUCCAGAGAGAGUCAAAGCGGGGGAAAUCUUAGCGCAAAGAGAGCUCUGGAUAUUUAUGUGUCCUUCUGUGUGGGGGGGGGUUUACAUUUUCAUAUAAUUUUUCUUGUAAGAGUAAAAAAAGACAGGCCAGGCGUGUAAAAGAAGAAGAAUAAAACAGCAAAUAUGUUGCCUUCCCAAGAAGCCUCCAAGAUCUACCACGACAACUACAUGCGCAACUCCCGGGCCAUCGGGGUUCUGUGGGCCAUCUUCACCAUCUGCUUCGCCAUCGUCAACGUGGUGGUGUUCAUCCAGCCCUACUGGAUCGGCGACAGCGUCAAGACGCCGCACAUCGGCCACUUCGGCCUGUUUCACUACUGCGUGGGCAGCGUGCAGGCGUCCAGCCGGGACCUCACCUGCGUGGGCAGCUUCUCCGACUUCGGCUCCAUCCCGUCGGGAGCCUUCAAGGCCGCCUCGGUGUUCGUGCUGCUGUCCAUGGUUCUGACUCUCAGUUGCAUCGCCUGCAUGGCGCUCUUCUUCUUCUGCAACACCUCCACCGUUUACAAGACCUGUGCCUGGAUGCAGCUGCUGUGCGGAGUGUGCCUGGUGCUGGGUUGCAUGAUCUUCCCAGACGGAUGGGAUGCAGAAGUGAUCCGGGAUAUGUGUGGGGAGCAUUCAGGGAAAUACUCCCUGGGUGAUUGCUCAGUUCGCUGGGCCUACAUGCUGGCCAUCAUGGGCAUCCUCGACGCCCUCAUCCUCUCAUUCCUGGCCUUUGUCCUGGGAAACCGACAGACAGAUUUCUAUCUUGAUGAUCUGCAAACAGACAACAAAGAUUUUGCUGUUUCGAGGAUUGAGGUACGAGACAGAAGAGAGCCGCGGUAUGGAGUGCAACGUCUUCACUGAGGGCAACAAUGGCACUGAACAACUUCUGUUUAUCUCUUUCUCUUCUCUUUCUCUUUGCCCUCUAUUCUUCUCUGUUCCUAUCUAAUGAUCAGGAUAUGACCCAAUCUCAAUGCAGACACCAAGUGUACAGGAUUGUGUAAGAUAAAAAAACAACUACAACAAACACACGGGGAUAAACUAUAUUUUGAAAAGAAAAAAAUACAAGGUUGUACAGUGCAUUUAACACUCAACUUUCUCAACAAAUACCUUUAUGAUGAAAAACAUUUACUGUAUUUAAAGUCUUGGUUUUUGUGUGAGAACUCCAAUCCUUAAGAUGAAGAACCAUGAUGUCCAAUUUACAGUUCUUUCUUUAAAGUGUUGCUAUUUAUUGAUUUUAAGUUUGAGUGAUGUGUACAUUCAUAGCAUCAAACAACGGAUUAGCCGAACUCCCCACACAGUUAUAGACUCAAGACUGGCGAUAUAGCGGAAUGUCCAUUAUUACACUUUUAAAAAACAUUACCGGGACUUGUAUGGUUCUUCAUCUAAGGACUUUUAAAUGUGAGUAAUUUAAAGGAGUACCCUAUUGCAGCUUUACAGAAUUUAACAUCUCUGGGAGAUUCUCUACUGUACAUACUAAACAAUGUAAAUAACAUAACUGCUGACGCAAACACCCGACAACAAAACCUCAUCUGACUCUGAUGCAUUUGAGUAUAGUAUUUCUACCCUUGGUUUUAGUGUUCUUUGUGCUGGAAGAGCAUCCUGAGUAUGUGCAGAUUUGUUGCGUUCCAGUGAUUCCUCACUACUGAUUUAGUGGGAUCACACAGAUGGGAAUAACACAGAUCUCGCUGGAAGAUCCACAGAGAAGCAGAGCACCGUGACUCAGAAUAAUUGUGCUUUAUCAUAUUUUUUUUGCCAGGAAAAAAAGACACUUCUCCUGCGUCAACAUGACAACAAAAGAAGCUGUUGUAGAUUUUCACCCUACAGUAUGUUGUAGAUUUUAAUGUGAAAUUUAGCUGCAGCUGUCAUGUAGAAAAUAAUUUGUUUUUUGUAUUUCACUUAUUUGUGCCAUCUUACUCUCCAGUGUGCAGUUUACUCCAGUUUAUGGUUCCAGCAUUCAGUGAUCAGUUUACGCUACAGAUGUCUUAAGGCUGUGUGAAUAUGACUGCUAGAAUUGGCCCCAAGUGCUGCAUUGUCUUAAGGUGAUGUCAUCUAUAUGCCUCUUUAAAACAGUUUGUAGUAGCCACAGAUAUAACAGGUGGGACAACCAUCUGUAAUAAACACAAGAAUAAUAUUUGAUUAACCCACAGUGCAUAAAUAAAAUAAAUAAAUAAAAAUAAAAGGGUAGAGACUACAGAAGCAUUUUAAUAAUUGUUCAGUGUAGUUCUUUAAAAAUAUGGAAAACAAAAUGGGAAUGAGUGAAUGUGCUAAACUUGAUUAUAAAUUUCAAAUGCAGGUCCUGAAAUGAUAGUUUGGAUUUUUAAAAUUUAGGUGUUUCGAAGUUAUUGAUUAUAUACUUAGAACAGAAAGUAAGAACAUUUGUUUGAUUGAUUAUUUAUUUAUUUAUUGUAACAAUGCUUCACGGUAAUAAAUCCCUUUAAUUUAAUUUUCCCUUAUAUGGUGCCAUAUUUGUAAAGACAAUCCAUUCAGGGUUGAGCAUUAGACUUGAAUUUUUGGGUUGCCGCCAUGAAAAGCUUGUCAAAUCCUCUAUGUUAAGGCCGAACAGUGUAUUUUACUGCUGGCUCCAAUUUGGUGUCCUUUAUUUCUUUGAAAGAUUCAAGUUUGAGGAAACAAGACAUAUUGGUAAUUUACCAAUUAAUUUAUCAAUCAGGGACCUCGACAGCCCUUAAAGAACUGUACACAGUAACAACAGCCUGGUAAGCCCUUGUCAAGAGGGGCACCAGCUUGGUUAAACACUGCUGUAGGACGACAUCUCAUUCCUCAAUUAGGAUUUGUCACAAGUCAGCCAGUGGGAUGCCUCGACACGCCAUAACACUGCCUCCACCACUGGCUGGGUGGAUUAUGAAAGGUUUUAAUAUGUGUGACCAUCAUAGUCAACUCUGCUGCUUGAACCAUAAAGUAAAUUCCUUACACCAAUGGCACUAAGGGGAAACACAAAGGCUUUUUAGCAAUAUAGGAUUUUAUGCUAAGAAGCAUUGUUAUAAAUAAAAAAAACAUUGGCCAACAAGUUUCCUUCCCUUUGGUACCAAGUUUAGUUCUGUUACCUUUUCUAGACAAAUGUUAUAUCACAGUAAGAUUGUAGAAGAAUAAAAAACUCAGCUUAGCCAUUUGAGGUUUGCAGCUAGCCAGACAGAUUAGCUCACCGGUGUCAAACUCCAGGCCUCAAGGGCCGGUGUCCUGCUACUUUUACAUGUGCCUCUGCUUCACCACACCUGAGUCAAAUAAUUAGGUCAUUAGCUGGACUCUGUAAAACUAGACUGUAUACUGAGGAGGUAAUUCAGCCAUUUGGAUUCAGGCGUGUUAGACUAGGGACAUAUCUAAAAGUUCCAGGACUCUGUCCCUCGAGGAUUGGAGUUUGGCACCCAGGAUUACCUUGAGCUAAUUGUAGCAAUUUAAAACAACUCAAGUUAAAAUUGUUUAAUCUGUGGAAAACAAAGCCGUUGAGUGGACAGUAAACAAUAAGCUUUUACAAGUGACCGCUACUGUUUUUCCAGCCGAGCAAUGUCCAUGUUACUACGCUAAAGUUACUUAGGUUGAGGCUGUUAAAUGACACAAUCUGACUGGUCAAUAGAGAAGGGUAAACUUUUACACUUUGCAACAUGUCAUUACUGCAUUCCUUUCAGGUCUCACAGUGCUUUGGAAAUGAUCCUAAGUGGAUUGAUACAGCCAAUGGCCUCUGCCAAAGAAACUUUAGCAUAGUUACACUUCACAAAGUGUGUACAGUUAAUAUCUGCUAAUACACCACUGUAUCCCAUAAAUUUAAAUAUUUUUUGUUUUAGUUUUUUUUUUUUUUGUAAUUAUAGAAUUAGCUAAAGUGAGUGCAACCAUCUGAAUAGCUAUUAGCCUUCCAUUGUAUAUUCUACAAAACCACUGUGAUAUGACAUCUGUCUAACAAAGGUAACUGAAAUACCUUUACAGAACCUCAGUAAUCCAAACUGUUGCAUUAAAGUUUCAGCUUCUUGAAAACAAAAAAUACUGUUUUUAUAGCAACAUUUACUCAAACACUUAUAAAUGAACAUAUUUUAAUUAUUUUGCUCAUGUUUUCUUCCCGUCAUCUUUAUUUAUGAACACUACUGAGAUAUAAUGUGGUAAUUACUAAAUAAAAAUUUCACAUCCUCUUUUAUUCAACAUUUUGCCUUAGGCACAAUGAUUUUACAUACCAUACCUUUUUUACUUAGUUAUGACAAUAUAAAUUCAGAAAACUUAGUUUGAAAUAGCCCAUUUUAAGCUGACCAGGGCAUGUUUUGUGAGAACACAACAGAUUAAAAGCUACCUAUUCUCAAUGGAACUUGUUCACAAAGUAACAUUUUAUCAAAGGUAAUGUGCGGAACUUCAAACGGUAGAGGCUAUAAUUCUAAAACUGAGCAGAAAGGGACAUAUCAAAGUAAACUGCUUUGGCUUUCUUACGAAAGACAGUUAGCUACCCACAUGACUUUAGAAACAAAAUAGGAAAUAUUCAAGAAUAGUGAAUGUAAAAUAGCAUCUUAGAGUUUGGAAAAGUGACAGGAGAUUUAUGUAUUGGAUUGUUACAAUGAGGUUACCUUAAGAAAAAUUUGCCAAUUUUUAUUUAUUUAUUUAUUUAUUGCUUCUGUAUUGUACUGUGAACUUAAAGCUUUUACAAAAUCUUUUAGGUGUGCAAGAAAACAUGAUGCCAGUGUCAUGACAAGGGGAGUUGCUUUGUAUAUGGGGUUUGGCUGAUCAAGGGAAAAAACAGAGUGUGAGUAGCAUCUGUUUACUUUUCGGUCAGAAGUAGUCAUGAGCCAGUAUAAGAUUCUUAUAAUAUAUUAAUUAACCUUGAGAAAUAAAUGUCAUGGUAUCAUAGAAAUUAAACAAACAUGAAAAACUAAAUUGCUUUCUUUUAAAACAGAAUGGCAACUAUUUUUUCUAUGGCUCUUACAAAAAUACAUUGAUUAAUACAGUUAUAAUAAUUAUCUAUAAUAAUAAUAAUUGUUAUAUUGAGUAUGACGCAUAUACGUAGGUUAAAAUUUGGAAUAAGUGUGAAUUGAGCAGGAUGUUGUUUAUUUUUGCCUUUUUGCUCUUUAUAGAAUGAUACAAAUGCAAAAAGCAGAUAUUAGUUGGUUAAUUAGUCAGGCUAUCAGAUCAGGUAGCAAGCCUGCAAUCCGCUGCUUCACAUAUAUGCCACUCAUAGCUGGCAAACUAAAGUUUCAAAAAAGCAACAGCGUAAUAAGAGUGAUGGCUUGAACUCUUUCAGUUUCCAGCUGUACAUCUUGGAAACAUUUCUAAACAGCCAGACUUGUCUUUUCUGUAACAAAGUGGAGGUGUUGCAGCCUUCUUUUUCUCAGCUGACUGGCAGUGUGCAGCAGCAGGUGGGGAAGGGGGAAUGCUGUACUAUGCUAUACUCCAUAUAUCCAGAGAAAACAUCUGUCACUCUGGCAGUUUCUCAGCCUUAAACUGUAAAAACAGUAAAAUUACACAUUUUAGUGGUUUUUGAAACUGGCCCAAAGCCAGUCACACGUUGGUUCUCUUGCUGGUUUAACAGUUAAUGAAGUUCAAAUACUGGACCUCAUGGACAUCUAGAAUGUGUUUAACCUAGAGAAUAUACGUAAAUAGCAGUUUUUAUUUUCAUGUUUUAAGAAUAAAAAUGUGGAUGGGACUACUGAUUCUUUAGUGAGGACCUUGAGUUUAUUGGGCGGAAAUUAGCUAAAUAAAUUCCCCAAAGACAUGCAGACCACACACUGUCCUCUGGGAUAACUGCUAGAGAUUUCCUGCAUUAACCAUGUAGCUGUGACAUUAAACUGGUUGUUUUCCUUGCUGAUAAAAUUUAAACGUAUACAUGCUUUCACAUCUAUGUCUAAAGACAAAUAUAUCAAGCCUUGGUGGUUACUGGUUUAUUAGUUUACACAAGAACCAAGGAAGUACUGUAGUUUAACAGUUUUCAUCAAAUGAAUUUGUGGUAAUCUGAACAAAAAGCUAUCACCUGUUUAUAUUUGUUAAAUACCAGCAAGAGCAUUGUUUUCUUUUGUCUGAGCUAUUUGAUCAGUAACUGUACUUGGCCAAAUUUAUGGCUUUCUUAGGCUUUAACCACCAGCAGCACUGAUUGCUGUGGGUUUAGUGACAAGUGGGAUUCUACCAUGACAAACUGUGGUUGCACAAUAUGACAAAGCAGUCUGCUGUAAUCCAGGGCACCAUGGGGUUGUUUUUAUCCCUCUCAGAGCAGCCCUUCAGACUGACAUACUGUAACUGAAACUCCCAAAGCUUGGCUUAAGUCAUGACAGGAAUAAAAUUAGCUGUGUGCAUGGAUAAUUGUUUUAAAUGAGAAACUGACUUGCUGCGCCCAAGCAAAGGUAAUGUACAGUCAUACCAUAAAGCCGCCUAAGAAGACAAAUUAAUUUCUCAGCUAUCAAAUAUCAACCACAUGGUUUACACAUUGGGCCAAAUCACAAAAAAUACAGCUUGCAUAAAGUACCUGUUUACUGCGUUAUAACUCACUGUAACCCAUGUCAUGAGCUGCUAGGGAUGCACUCUGUAUGGGACAGUUGGUUUAUUUUUUUAGAGAGGUUUUGUGGGGUGUCCAUGAGUAGUCAAUGCCUUAAUGGCAGUAGAUAGUAGUUAGAACAAUCCAUGGCUGGAGAAUCUUUGCAGGCUUCUCCAUAAAGCUACACUGUUGACUGGCAUAGAGUUCCAAAAGUUCUGGUUUAUUACUUUAGAUGUCUCUUUACAGUAUUAAGAAAGCUCCACUUGCAACACUAAUUGUUUUGCCUAGAGUCAAAUGACAAAGUAAAUCACAUUGCACUGAUGAUAAAACUGUAAAAAAAAAAGAGCUACUACUGUUCAUCAUGCAUACAUAAGUGUAUUUAAAACUGUUUCAUUAACCAUUCCAAAAUUGUGGAGUUAGAUAAGUGAGCUAGCUAAGUAUUGGAUUUGCAGUUAGCUUGGCUAGCCAAAUAAAAUUCCUAAGAUUUUUUUCAAAGUUGGCUUGGUCCUGUGGGGUCGUAUGAAAGUGUUUAACUCGAAAAAUUUGGAGUGGUUUUAUGAUUACCUUCCCAACCUUCACACUCUUAAAAAUUCUUUCAAAUUUCUUUCAAUCUCAAUUUGGUUUUCCAAAUUCAGAUGGAUCUGAUCACUGUCUACUCCAGUUAAGACAUCUGAAAACUAAUCACUUAUUACUUUGAUAAAUUCUCUGUCGAAAAUUCAAAAACUUAAUCUUAAGGAAUCAAAUAACAGAUUUUUCUCCCACGAAGAAUUUCAAUCAACCUUUAAAAGUUGGCUUAUUUGUAAAUGAAAGAUAAGAUGCCUACCAACUGAACCAAUUAGAUAUUGUUUCACUUGGUUUAUUUAGAGUGGAUUUCAGUGCAUUCCUUUACUAUUUACAUAGAUUGAGCAGAUAGCUAGAUGUACAGUGUGUUGUUAGAAUGGUAGCUAGCUAAUUCUCAGGAAGCUGUGUACUAAGUACUGUAUUAAAGGCUCAUUAUGGAAAUUACAAACAAACAAGUCAAAUAUAAGAGUGAUAUGUUGACUUGGUGAGGUCAUCAUUUAAACGAUGCGUUGCUCCGCACUGUCUCUUUUGAUAAAGUGUAGAAUAUAAUAGCACUGAUCUUGUUUUCCUAUCUGGGCCUUUAAGACAAUAUGAUAACAGCCCUUAUGCUGAAUCUAAUGAUGCUGUCUAUGGAGGCUCUGCCAGACCCCUGGCCUAUGUCUAUCCACUGUCGUAGAGUAAAAGUGCUGGGCCCUCAUUCAAGAAAUGUUUCUUUCUGUUUCACCUUGAAGUAUCUGUGCAAACAUAAAAAAUAGACCAACACUGCACCAGAACUAUACUAUUUGGUAAAGAAAUAUAAACAUAUUUGCUUUUGAUGUCUGUGUGUUUAUUUGAGCAGAAUACGUAUACUGUUCCAUACCAAGGGCUGCAAUAGGCAGUCACUGAUGUUUCUCCCAUAUGGUAGCAUGCAUCUCUCAUUUGUUUAUUUUUUUUGUUUGUUUUUUUCACAGGCCCAGGACAUAUUUUAUAACAUAUAAAUGCCUAAUAUAUAAAGAAAACAUAGCUCUACGGCCUAAGUGGUCUUGUGAGGCUUCAGAGAAUCAGCACCUGUACGAUCAUUGUUCUACUCUUCUUUCCGGGUACUUUGUUCCUGAAAGACAAUGAACUUAUGAAAAAAAAGAACCUUAAAAAGGAACUGACAAUACCUUAACCCCGAUGAGCACAUAUUUGUACCACUCCAGGUGCCUCUAAGAACUCUUGAAUUAAUUCUGAUGUGGUGCAGAACCAGCAAAACAAGUAGUGGUUGUUUUUUUUUCUACCGAAGACUACUCACUCAGACUGAGCUCUGAAGCUAGAUGGGUUAUUUGUAGAUCUGAGGUCAAUUCAGUUUCAAAUGAUGAAAUUGAGACAAAGACUAAUUAGUUACCUUACUUUGUGGACACAUUUUGAUAUAUAAAACAUAAGAGUAAAAAAAUAGUGUUUUAUUUUUUAUUUUCAAUUGGAGUCCAAAGCUGAAUUCACCUCAGUCUAGCAACGAGGGUUCAUUUAAAUAUGUGAAAAAGACUGAAAGGGUGUAAAGAGUCAGUGAGAACUAAUUUUCCAUUUCUAGCUGCAAAUGAAAUCUUUGUGGAUUAUGUAAAUGUCAUGGACAUGUCAAUGAUUUGUCAUCUUUUUAUCAUGCAAUAUCAUAUAUAAAGAUGUAUUGUGUGGGGCGGGAAAGAUUGGGAACAAAAAAAAGAAUAAUGUUCAGUGACUUAUGUUAUUCUAGAUGACUUUCUGUUAACUCCUGAAAUGCAGAUGUUACCAACAUACCAUAAACUAUCAUGUGUUACCAUGAGAAAAAGAAAAAAAAGAAUCAGUUUUGAUUUUUGUACAACAGAAUGAUAUACAGAUAUUUGUCGUGUAUUUCUGAUGAGAUCUUUGUUUUUAUGUGUUUACUGCUGACUCUUCUGUUCUGUUACGGUUUUACUUCAAACUAUUUAGGUAUGAAAUAUGACGGUUGCGUGGUCUUAUUGGACCUAAAAUCCUCAAUUCAGUUUGGACUCACUAAUGGACCACUGCUUUUUGAGGUCUCAAUGCCCAAAAUGUUUGAAAAAUAAUAGGAAUGAGAAGUCUUUUUCUAAAGUAGCUUGAUUGUGAAUGAGCACACAGAGUCUCAAAUGGGCCUGUUGCUUGCUAUGGUUAAGGGUGACAUACUGAUUUUGAUUUGAAAAUUAUGUCUAAUUCCUAUUUGUGAAUAGUAUUCAACCUCACAGUGAUGAGAAAUUCUGUUAUUAUAACACAUUUUGAAAAAGUUAAAUAAAGAUAUUUUACAUUCAAAA
Messenger RNA from Girardinichthys multiradiatus, 9969 nucleotides. It is a transcript of the gene lhfpl4a, whose product is annotated as LHFPL tetraspan subfamily member 4a. Gene Ontology annotation, molecular function: GABA receptor binding. The transcript has 4 exons. Gene Ontology annotation, cellular component: postsynaptic membrane; inhibitory synapse; plasma membrane. Bases 838 to 1554 code for a protein of 238 amino acids. Gene Ontology annotation, biological process: gamma-aminobutyric acid receptor clustering; sensory perception of sound. The record is from RefSeq and is a predicted model, not a curated record. NCBI's taxonomy places the organism in Eukaryota, Metazoa, Chordata, Actinopteri, Cyprinodontiformes, Goodeidae.